AUGGAAGGCAGUUAGGCAAAAUAUAAUUACUUUUUGAAGUAGAAUAUAUUUGAGAGUAAAUCAGAAUCAAGUCUAUUUGUAUAUAAAAGAUAACAAUGUAAAUAUAAACCGUAUAUAAUUAAUGAUAAAUGUCCUUCACCUGUAAGAAAGAUAAGCAAUACUCCAUAUAAAGUUUUAGAUGCUCCUUAUUUAAAAGAUGAUUUUUAUUGUUAGUUAGUAGACUGGAGUUCUAAAAAUUAAAUAGGAGUGGGUUUAGAUAAUUCAGUGUAUACAUGGAAUGCUUAAACUAGCGAAACAAUUUAAUUAUUAGAAAUAGAAGCUCCAUCAUAUAUUAGUGCAGUGAAAUGGUGUUAUCGAAAUGAUUUGAUGGCAGUUGGUGAUGAUAAUGGGACUGUGAGAAUUUAUGAUAUUAACAAAGGUGCAAUAUUAUAAACAUAUGAGAAUCAUGAUAGAAGAGUAGGUUGUUUGGAUUGGAAUGGAUUAUGCAUUACAAGUGGUAGCAGAGAUAAGACAAUAUUAUUAUAAGAUAUUAGGACUAAAAAUGAUUUUGAAAUUAAAUUCUCAUUUCAUAAACAAGAAGUUUGUGGAUUAUAAUGGAGUCCAAAUGAAUCAUACUUAGCUUCAGGAGGUAAUGAUAACAAUGUUAUUAUACAUAAUAUCAGAAUGUCUAAUAAACCAUUAUAUAUAUUUCGAGAUCAUUCUGCUGCCAUUAAAGCAUUAGCAUGGUCUCCAAAAGAAAAUAAUAUUUUAUGUAGUGGUGGUGGUACAACUGAUAAAUCAAUAAAAUUUUGGAAUAUCUCUAAUGGUCAACUUUAAAAAAGUAUUGAUACAGGCAGUCAAGUUUGUAGUGUUAAAUGGUCUAUCAAUACUAAUGAAAUUGUUACUACUCAUGGGUAUACAUAUAUAUAUUUAAUUCUUUAGAUAUUCCCUUAAUUAAAUUAUAAUCUGGAAAUUACCUAAAAUAGAAAGAAUUGCAGUCCUUCAUGGUCAUUCUCUGAGAGUCCUUUAUUUAGCACUUAGUCCUGAUGGAGAAAAUGCUGUCACUGGAAGUGGAGAUUAAACCCUUAGACUUUGGAAACUAUUCCCUUAAAUACAUUAAACUUCUUUUUCUUCACACAUUUCACUAAUCAAAUAAGCUAAUUUAGAUAUUAGAUGA
Messenger RNA from Paramecium sonneborni, 1156 nucleotides. The record is from the annotation of a GenBank genome assembly. NCBI's taxonomy places the organism in Eukaryota, Ciliophora, Oligohymenophorea, Peniculida, Parameciidae.